Molecule: messenger RNA, 702 nt
Organism: Osmerus eperlanus (European smelt)
Lineage: Eukaryota; Metazoa; Chordata; Actinopteri; Osmeriformes; Osmeridae
Gene: rpp14
Product: ribonuclease P/MRP 14 subunit
Exons: 6
Coding region: 164-619 (151 amino acids)
Biological process (GO): tRNA 5'-leader removal
Cellular component (GO): multimeric ribonuclease P complex; nucleolus
Molecular function (GO): ribonuclease P activity; ribonuclease P RNA binding
Source: RefSeq, a predicted model, not a curated record
GCAGAGGACUAGAGGUGGUUUUGUCCUACUUCAUCGCUAGGUGGCGAUAUAGGCCUUCUAGAGCCCUUGUUUACAACUUGUCUUGCGCACGCGCACCUGGGGGACAAACACGUGGGCGGGGGUCAAGAAGGAAGCAAACUUGCUGGCACUCGUUAACAUUUUAAUGCGGAUUCUAACAAAGAAAGCAUAUUUGUGGAAUUGGCCAAGGGGACACGAUUGUAACCAUAAUAGAAUGCGGCGCGCUGGCAAAGUGGAGGGACCUGCAACUUACGAACGUGUUGUGUACAAAAACGCAUCAGUAUACCACUAUAUGAGGAUCUCCUUAGAAUUGGAAAAUGAAAGCACCAGACUCAGUGCGGUCCAACUGAAGCAGCUGAUCAUCACUGGCCUCAGAGAUUUGUAUGGAGAGGUUGGAGCAGCAUCACCUUUUGACCUGUUGAAAUUUGAUGAGAAGACAUUAACUGCAGUGCUUCGUGUUUGCAACAGUGGCUUUGUGAAGCUGUGGAGUGCCCUGACGUUUCUGGGAUUCUAUAAGAAUGAACAGUGUGCUUUCAGAAUCCUUCAGGUGUCUCCUUUCCUGCUAGCUCUGUCUGGAAACAGUCGUGAACUAAUUCUGUAAUCGGGAAUCUGGGUGGAAGAAGAACACUUGGAGAGGAACCAAAAUGCAAAGAAUGAACAGUAUUUGGAGAAAUGUCAUAUCCA